Molecule: messenger RNA, 906 nt
Organism: Phytophthora sojae
Lineage: Eukaryota; Oomycota; Peronosporomycetes; Peronosporales; Peronosporaceae
Exons: 2
Coding region: 1-906 (301 amino acids)
Biological process (GO): cytoplasmic translation; tRNA methylation
Cellular component (GO): cytoplasm
Molecular function (GO): tRNA methyltransferase activity
Source: RefSeq, a predicted model, not a curated record
AUGGGUAAGACAUCCAAGGAUAAACGUGACAUCUACUACCGCAAGGCCAAGCAGCAGGGCUACCGCGCGCGCUCGGCCUUCAAGCUGCUGCAGCUGGAUGACAAGUUCGGGCUGCUGCGCGGCGCCACCCGCGUCGUGGACCUGUGCGCGGCCCCCGGCGGCUGGAGCCAGGUGAUCGCAGAGCGCGUGCCCAAGGACAGCACCAUCAUCGCCGUGGACCUCAUGGAGAUGGCGCCGCUGGACGGCGUCGUGCAGCUGCAGGGCGACAUCACGCACAAGGCCACGGCCGACGAGAUCGUGGCGCAGUUCCAAGGCCAGAAGGCGCAGGUCGUCGUGAGCGACGGCGCCCCCGACGUGCUCGGGCUGCACGACCUGGACGAGUAUCUGCAGGCGCAGCUCGUGCUGGCGGGACUCAACAUCAGCCUGCAGAUCCUGGAGGACGGCGGCACCUUCGUGGCCAAGCUCUUCCGAGGCAAGGAGGUGUCGCUGCUGUAUGCCCAGCUGCGCCGCUUCUUCAGCAAGGUCACGUGCGCCAAGCCCAAGACCAGUCGCAACUCGAGCUUCGAGUCGUUCGUCGUGUGCCAGGAUUUCCAUCUGCCCGAGGGAUUCGUUCCGGACAUGGAGCGGAACUUGCUGGACUUGCGCUACGUCGAGGACGCGGACGACGCUGACGACUGGCACACCAGCAACGUAUCAGCGGAGCGCGGCGUCUGCGUGGAUGUCGUCUUCCUGGGCGCUGGCGAUGUGUUCGGUUACGAUGCCGACCAGUCGUACCCGCUCGACGAAGGCGAGGGAAGCGAUGCCGCGCAGGGCGACGCGGCCAAGUAUGUCCAUCAGGAGCCUCUGCAGAAGCCGAUCAACCCGCCGUACGCAAAUGCUCUCAAGAAGCAGCAGUGCAAGCAAUAG